AUGGCAUUAAGAAAUAAAUCAAUUAUUUUAUUUGUUCUUAUUGCUAUCUACUUUAUAUCAACGUCAUCUGCUAAUGUUUGUCCUCCUACGUCAGUUCCGGACGGAGGAGCAUCAUAUUCUUCUCUGACAACCUUUCUACCGGAGACGUGUAAAUACCCAGUACCUCCUCAAGCACCGGGUAUCUGGAAUCGUAAAACAGAUUCAACGGUUCACAAUAAUCUCAAUAAAUUGAAAGUGCAAAUAACGGAAGAAUUAUCUAAAAAAUCUACAAGAUCUCAAUAUCUUCUGAAUAUAGUCGUGAACUCGUGA
This is a messenger RNA of Funneliformis mosseae, 309 nucleotides long. The record is from the annotation of a GenBank genome assembly. Lineage: Eukaryota; Fungi; Glomeromycota; Glomeromycetes; Glomerales; Glomeraceae.